UCUCAGUCCUGUUGAGCAGAAACCACAGUCAGUGUGAUCAACUUAGACCCACAGGAAUAUCUCAUCUACAGCCACUUCUCCUGGCUUCAACUCACUUUAACAAGGUCAAGCAUUGAAGGAGAAAGGAUUUUGGAUUGUGCUAACAUGGCAUCUUUGAAAACUGGGCUUUAUCUAGGAGUCUGCCUGUGUGCUUGGAUCAUCACCACUGCAGAUGACAACGGUGUGCCCAGAGCAGAGAAUGUCCGCUGGGUGUCUCUGGACUUUAAAACCAUCCUCAACUGGACUACAGAGGCAUCUGACCACGUAUUCACUGUCAGGUACUCUAGCGAUGAUAGUGACUGGACGGACAGUGAUGACUGCAUCCGAGUGUCGGAGUCAGAAUGUGAUCUGACCCACACUCUCAAACCUCUCAACAGGCCCUACUCUGCUGACAUCAUAACAGAGCCUGCGAUUAUGGACUAUGACAUCUCCCUGGAGAUGUUAACACACGAGUAUUCGUCGGUGUUCAACCCUUAUUUAGAGAGUAACAUCAGUGCUGUGAACAUCAUUGUGGAGGCUUUAGAUGAGAGCACAGUCAUUGUCAACAUCACAGAUCCUCUGACCAGUGUUCACCAUUAUGACAAGCAGCUCAGCCUCAGAGACAUUCUCAAAAAGGACCUCAAGUAUAAGAUCACCUACUACAAGUCUGGAAGUACAGGCAAGAGAGACAUCAUAUCUGACACGAAUAUGGCAGUGCUGUCACAGCUGGAUGCAGGACAGAGUUACUGCUUCAUGGCAGCAGCUUUCAUCCCCUCCAGACCCAAACGCACCCAGCACGGAGCCUGGAGCGUGCAUCAGUGUAUACCUGGAGGCAAAAACAACCCUGUGGGAGUUGAAUCUUGGAGUUUGGGUGGGUGCAGUCUUCAUCCUGCUCACAGUCCUCUUCAUCAUCGUUAUGGUGACGGUCCUCUGCUGUAGAUGCUGCCGACAAAGAAACACAUCUCAAUCAUCAGCACCUGUUUAGUGUGUUUGUGUGUGUGUGUGUGUGUGUGUGUGAGUGUGUGUGCGUGUGCGUGUGCGUGCGUGUGCGUGUGCGUGUUUUGGUGUCGGUGUCUUUCAAACACAGGGAGCUGGUCUCCCUUUUCUCUCUCCUCUCUGUUUAUAGGGAAACAUUUAUAAAGCUAUAUUCUUUUUUUAACACUGUAUUGUAGUCAUUAUAUUUUUCUAUUUCAUAUUUAAAUUAAGGUGAGGUUAUACUAUCUGCCUAUUACUUUGCAUUUCUUGCAUUUAUCCCAUGUGUGUGAAUGACAUAUGUGGACAAUCAUCAGCACAUCAACAAUAGAACAGCUCCGUCCUAGAACAUUCCCUCACAACUUUAUUCCCUAACCUUCUUCUUUUAGCACGGCACGCCAAUCCAAAUGCCCUCAUACGCUUUCCUCUAAACUAUGUUUUCAUAAUUUAUUGUUAUUUCAAAACAACUUUCCCUAAAAAAUCUAUCAGAACCCAAUACAAAUCACCACUGAAAGUAGAGUAAAUGAAAGCUCUUUGGUGGCACCUAGUGGCUGCCCCGUGAAACUACAGCAACAUGAGCACACUCGUCUCCUACAAAUCCAUAUUAUCCUUUCGCCUUAUGUUGGAUGUAUGUUAUUCUUUUUUUGUGUGUCACAGGAGAAACUUUUGUUGAUCAAAAGGAUGUAAUCAAUAAAACAUAAAAAAAUGAAAA
Molecule: messenger RNA, 1702 nt
Organism: Cottoperca gobio
Lineage: Eukaryota; Metazoa; Chordata; Actinopteri; Perciformes; Bovichtidae
Product: tissue factor-like
Exons: 7
Coding region: 145-957 (270 amino acids)
Biological process (GO): blood coagulation; cytokine-mediated signaling pathway
Cellular component (GO): plasma membrane
Molecular function (GO): cytokine receptor activity; protein binding
Source: RefSeq, a predicted model, not a curated record